CACUUGGAAAUCAUCAAACUUGAAGCUAUACCAUUGAAACAAGACAAAAUUGUAGUGUCAUAGUCUGUUUGGAAGCUAGCACAGGUGUUAAACCUUAAACAUCUUGAUGAUGCGAUAAGGUGUCAGCGACCGACGAUUCCUUCCUUCACCAGUCACCUUCUUCAUUUUGUCAUCAACAAUUCUUCCUUUCGCUCCCACCAAGGAUCAAGGGGGGAAAGCGAUGACAGAAUCCGGUCGCCGGCCGAUACCGACCACCGUUACUCCAGCGCCGCCGCCUCACGUUCUAAUGUUUCCUCUCCCGGUGCAAGGCCACGUCACCACCAUGCUCAACUUAGCCGAGCUCCUCUGCCUCUCCAACCUCAGAGUAACCUUCCUCAAUUCCGACCACAACCACCACCGGCUCCUCCGCUUUACCACCGUCCAGUCCCGUUUCGCCAUCUACCACCAGCUCUUCAGCUUGCAGAGCAUCUCCGACGGCCUGCCUUCCGACCACCCCCGCAGCGGCGAGCGGGUUCUCGACCUUUUCGAAUCCAUGGGCACCAUAACCAGGCGCCUGUUCAGGGAUUUGCUUCCCUCGAUUCGCCCACCGAUCGACUGCCUGAUUAGCGACGGAGCUCUUCCAUUCCCUCUCGAAGUUGCCGCCGAGUUCGGGAUUCCGGUCGUCCAUUUCCGUACGAUCGGCGCCUGCUGCUUCUGGACUUAUUUCUGCAUCCCUGACAUGAUUGAAGCAGGCGAGCUCCCAAUCCGAGGAGACGAAGAUAUGGAAAGGCUGAUAACCACAGUACCAGGAACAGAAGAAUUUCUCAGGUGCAGAGACCUUCCGAGCUUUUGCCGCUCCCCAGACCUCUCCCAUCCAUCCCUCCAAGCUUUGGCAUCCGCCACUCAACAGUCCACCAAAGCUUACGCACUGAUCCUCAACACAUUCGAGGGCUUAGAAGGUCCAAUUCUGACCCAAAUUGCAGCUCACUGUCCCAAAACAUACACAAUCGGACCAAUUCACGAGCACUUGAGAUCAAAGCUCACCCUACAACCAUCAUCAUCAUCGUCAAGUCUAUGGGAAGAAGACAGAAGCUGCUUGGAAUGGCUAGACAGGCACCCACCCAAGUCCGUCCUCUACGUGAACUUCGGCAGCAUAGCAGUGAUGACACCAGAAGACCUGAUCGAAAUCUGGCACGGUCUCGUCAACAGCAAGCAGCGGUUCUUGUUGGUCAUGAGGCAGGGCUCGGUCGCCGAGCUUGGAAGCAAUACUAACGAUACAAUCACUUACCCUGAAGAGCUAGUGAAAGGGGUUCAAGGAGAAGAAUACAUGGUGGUGUCAGGAUGGGCGCCACAGAAGGAAGUGCUCGAUCACGAGGCCGUGGGUGGGUUUCUGACCCACAGCGGAUGGAACUCGACCCUGGAGACGAUUGUAGCUGGUGUGCCGAUGAUUUGCUUGCCGUAUUUCGCUGAUCAGCAAGUGAACAGCAGGUUUACGAGCGAGGUAUGGAAGCUGGGAUUGGACAUGAAGGAUGCUUGUACGAGAAAGGUGGUGGAGAGGAUGGUGGUUGAAUUGAUGGUGGAGAGGAAGGAAGAUUUCGCGACAUCGGCGGCGAAGAUAGCCGAGUUGGCGAGAUCCAGUGUUGGCUUUGGAGGAUCGUCGCGCCAGAACCUGGAGGCUUUGAUCGAGGAUAUUCGGUCAAUGAAGUCCAAGUAAAGAAUGGUUCAACCUGCAACCUUUUAUUCUUCUGAUGAGCUCAAAUGCUCUAACUACUUGUCUUAUGAUGAUGUUUAUCGGUAGAUAUUACAUAGUUUCCAAGGUAACUCUGUAAAAAAAAAAUCUCUAUCCAUUUUCCCCAAAAAAUUUAUAAGGUAGAUGUGUAUAAAUAUAGCAGGCCAAACUCCAUUUGAAUUGAAGGGGCAGAAGUAGCAAAAAUGGAACAAGCCACCGCAAUCCCUCACGUUCUCAUCUUCCCACUGCCAGUUCAGGGUCACGUCACCUCCAUGCUCAAACUGGCCGAGCUCCUAUCCCUAGUCGUCGGCGGCGGCGGCAUCAGGGUUACCUUCCUCAAUUCCGACUACAACCACAAGCGUCUAAUCCAGUUCUCCGACGCCGAAUCCCGGUUCCGAAACUACCCAGCCUUCCAAUUCAAGACCAUCGACGAUGGUCUUCCGAUGGACCAGCUUACGAAGGGCCACAAGGUCUCGGAAUUGGUCGGAGCAAUGGGCUCGAAAACCAGACCGGUUUUCAAAGACUCGGUGGUUCAGAUGGAUCCACCUGUCACCUGCGUCAUCGGCGAUGGCGCUUUGGGGUUUAUCAGCGAAGUUUCCCUGGAACUUGGGAUCCCGAAUAUUCGAUUUCGCACAAUUAGCACUUGUUUCUUCUGGAUUAACUUCUGGCUGCCGGAAAUUAUCCAGGCCGGCGAACUCCCUAUCCAAGGCGAGGAAGAUAUGGACAGGAUGAUUACGAAGGUACCCGGAACGGAAUCUUUCUUACGGUGCCGAGAUCUACCGGCGUACUGUCGGGGACGUUCCGACGAACCGACUCUGCUUCGGAUCGUAAGGGCGACGAGGGAAUCUUCGUCGCCGCCGUAUCCUCUCAUUCUCAACACAUUUGAUGAGUUGGACGGCCCAAUUCUUGCCCAAGUCCGCCACCGCUUCCCCAAAACCUACGCAAUUGGACCGCUCCACGAGCACCUGCGAUCACGGCUCCAUACGACGCCGUAUUCGUCACCGUCCAGCAGCCUGUGGAAGGAAGAAGCAAGCUGCCUGACGUGGUUGGAUACUCAGCCACCUGGCUCCGUGCUGUACGUCAACUUCGGGAGCAUCACGAUGAUGAGAAGAGAUCAGGCGGUCGAGUUCUGGGAAGUGGAAAUGGGUUGUGACAAUAUGCCUGAAGAGCUAGUGGAAGGGGUUGAGAAGGGGAAUUUGAAGGUCCUGGUGGGCUGGGCGCCUCAGGAGGAGGUUUUGGGUCAUGAUGCGGUUGGUGGGUUCUUGACUCACAGCGGGUGGAAUUCGACAUUGGAGAGCAUUGUAGCUGGGGUUCCGAUGAUCUGCUGGCCUUUUUUCGCGGACCAGCAAGUGAACAGUAGGGUUGUGAGUGAGGUUUUGAAGUUGGGUUUGGAUAUGAAGGAUGUUUGUGACAGAAGGGUUGUGGAGAGGAUGCUGAAUGAGCUGAUGGUGGAGAAGAAGGAAGAGUUUGGGAGGAAGGCGGCGGAGAUGGCGAGAAUGGCGAAGGAGAGUGUCAAGGAAGGUGGUUCUUCUUACAGGGAUUUGGAGCUUUUGAUUGAAGAUAUUAAGUUGAUGAGUUCUCAAGCACAGGAGGUGAACGGGUCCAAGAGCAACAACAGCAUUUCGUGA
Molecule: messenger RNA, 3336 nt
Organism: Linum tenue
Lineage: Eukaryota; Viridiplantae; Streptophyta; Magnoliopsida; Malpighiales; Linaceae
Source: the annotation of a GenBank genome assembly